AGUUCUAGAGAUAGCGCCUCCCUCUUUUUCCCCUUUCCUCCAAAUAAAUUUGAAAAUAUAUAAAGGCUUCUUCAUCUUCAGCUGUCUUGAGCAAAUAAUAUUCGGCGGCUGAGCAUUUUUUCUGAAUUCAAAUUCCCAUUUUUGAUUGAUAUCUUCCUUCUAAUAAUGGAGACAACAACAGAAAUUAAGGCAGGAGGAGGAGGAGCAGAGCAGCCGCAAAUUGUGGAUGUCAGGUCAGUGGUAGAAGCCGUCUCCGCCGCCGCCGACGACGAUGAUGCUCACGAGGCACCUCUUUAUGAGGUCGAAAGCCUCUGCAUGCGCUGCGAAGAAAAUGGCGUAACAAGAUUGUUAUUGACUGCAAUUCCACAUUUUAGAAAGAUAUUAUUGGCAGCAUUUGAAUGUCCACAUUGUGGAGAGAGGAACAAUGAAGUGCAGUUUGCUGGUGAACUUCAACCUCGAGGGUGUCAUUAUUGCCUGAAAAUUCAUCAGGUGAUCGCCAGGUUGUUGUCAAUUAAAAUGCUGAAUCGUCAAGUGGUUAAAUCCGAGUCGGCCACUAUCAAGAUCCCUGAACUAGAUUUCGAGAUCCCUCCUGAGGCUCAGCGUGGCUCUUUGUCCACGGUUGAAGGGGUGUUGAUACGAGCUGCUGAUGAGCUGGAGGCUCUUCAAGAAGAAAGAAGGAAAGUAAAUUCUCAAACUGCUGAUGCAAUAGAUGAGUUCUUAAUAAAACUGAGAGCAUGUGCAGCAGCAAAUUCAUCCUUCACCUUCAUUCUUGAUGAUCCUUCCGGUAACAGCUUCAUUGAGAAUCCGUUUGCUCCCUCUCUGGAUCCAUCAUUGACUAUUAAGUUCUAUGCAAGAACUCCUGAGCAACAAGCGUCUCUAGGGUACCUUGUUGACCCAUCACCAUCAGGAGAAGCUGGGGAUAGCACAUUAAAUACACAGAAUGGUCCCGAUCAAAUCCAAAGUGAACCACAUGGAUCAGUUGGUGCAAGAGCUGGUCGUCGAGCAAUUGCUCAAGGUAACAGCACGGAAAUUGCUGAAGCAUUGUUUCGGUAUUCUGCACCUGAAGAGGUGAUGACUUUCCCAUUAACCUGUGGAGCUUGUGCUGCCAUGUGUGAGUGUCGAAUGUUCGUUACCAAUAUUCCAUACUUCCAAGAAGUAAUAGUGAUGGCAUCCUCCUGUGAUUCUUGUGGUUACCGCAACUCAGAGCUGAAACCUGGUGGAAGGAUUCCUCCUAAAGGAAAGAAAAUUACCGUUCAUGUUGAGAAUCUAAAGGAUCUUAGUCGAGAUGUGAUAAAGUCAGAUACUGCUGGUGUGAAAAUUCCAGAGCUUGACUUGGAGCUGACGAGUGGCACCUUGGGUGGGGUUGUGACCACUAUUGAAGGUUUGAUUACAAAAAUUAGUGAAAAUCUUGAGAGAGUGCAUGGAUUCACUUUUGGAGAUAGUCUUGAUGACACAAGAAGCAAAUGGCAGGAGUUCACGACAAGGCUUAACAAGCUUUUGAGCUUGGAAGAGCCUUGGACAUUGAUUAUUGACGAUGCUCUAGCAAAUUCCUUCAUUGCACCUGCAACUGACGAUAUUAAGGACGAUCAUCAAUUAUCAUUCGAGGAAUAUGAAAGAUCGUGGGAGCAGAAUGAGGAGUUGGGACUCAAUGAUAUGGACACUUCUUCAGCUGAUGUAGCUUACAAUGCAGCGGAUGCCGGACCCAAUGUGAAACAGAAGUCUGAUAUGAAAAAAAGGCUUAACGGACAGAAAAGGCAUUGGAGUUAUGGAAACGAGGAAAUUUCUUGCAUCAUUUUGCUGCUCUUUCUUCUUACCAUUUCUAACGAUGUCAUGGGAGCUGAAGCUGCAGCAUGCUCUAAACCGUCAAAGUAUUUUGACGGCCCUUGUUUGUUUAGAGGAGAUUGUCGGUUUUCCUGUUCAGAAGAAAAUUAUGCUGAUGGCAAAUGUAGCAAGCCUUUUGGCAAAUGCAUUUGCUAUAAGCCUUGUUAUGCAUGAACUAAAGCACAUCUCGCUGGACCAUAGUAACAAUAAUUAUGCUUGUGAUGGGUUUCCUUAUGUGGAAUUAAAACUGUGGUAUAACUAACAUUGCGAGCAGCUCGUGGUAAUAUAAGAUAGCAUGUUACCUAUUAUAGCAAUGGUGAGCUUUUUAGUAUGAAUGAAUUAUGAAUGUGUACUUAUGAAUGAUUGAACGUUACCUAUUAUAGCAAUGCUAUAACUAACAUUGCGAA
Molecule: messenger RNA, 2228 nt
Organism: Coffea arabica (coffee)
Lineage: Eukaryota; Viridiplantae; Streptophyta; Magnoliopsida; Gentianales; Rubiaceae
Source: RefSeq, a predicted model, not a curated record